AGUGUCUACGAGCAUAGAUUUAAUAUACUAGUAUAUUUAUUAUUUAAUCUAUGCUACGAGGUAAUGACACAGAUUAAAUAAAUUUUAUUUAAUCUGUGGUAAUAACUUAUAUAUAUACCUAUAUGUUCCAUGUAUAGGUAUUUAAUAUUUUUUCAAAGACGAAAUAUGUAGACGAUUUUCUUGUCUGUCCAACAUAAGAUCCUAAAAUCAAGCCGAAGAAGAUGAUAAACAUUGAAGCUGAUUGCGUUAAAGCAGUGAACAUAUAUAUGCAAGUUAAAGCUGAGUCAAACAAUUUUAUCAAAAAAUUUCCAGAAUGGGAUACACUACCGAAGACGCUUGACAACGAACUAAUAAUAGCUAUUCGAGAGCGAGACGCUGCAAAAACCCGCCUAGAAAUCAAGCGCAAAGAAAAAAAAGCGUUUGACCGGGAGAUGAAGGAAAAGUGGAAAGAUCUAGAGCAGAAGCUUAAAGAACUACGUGAAGAAGAGUUGAGACACGAACAGUUUUCUUUGGAAAACGAAUCGAAAUGUGAAAUACUCACGAGGAAGACAAACGAAGACAACGAAGAAACGAAACGCUACGAACAGCAAACCUUACCGAUGCAGCAGUCAAUAUUAAAGCUCGAAGAGGCCGCCGAAGGGAUGCAACGUAGCGUGGAUGAGUUGAAGCCAUUCGAAGAUUUCCUCGAAAAAGUUGUGGAGGAGUCAAAAGAGUUUAGAAACAUAGAUGACGUUAUAAAGAGAUACGAAAACUUGACCAAUAUACGGAAAGAAUUAGCUCAAAAACACGAAAAGAAGACUGCGGAUUUGAAACGGUUAACAACGGACGUGUUUAGACGUUCAAAGGAAACGAGCGAAGAGGCUGAGCACGUUUCUGUCGAAAUGGCUGAUGUCGUUGAAUCAUUGGGGAAAAUGAAAGACGAGAUGAUCAAGACUGACCUGGCUUAUCGCAAGAUCGAAAACGUUGCCAAAGAAAAGAAAAUCGAGGGUGAUUUGGUGGCCGCAUCUGUGUGGAAUAUCUAUAAGCAAAUGUGUCGGCGGGUAAAAAAAUCUGUACCCAACAAAAUACCGGACAUAGAAACUCAAUUGGCGUUCAUUGCCGAGGAAUAUCAACAGCUGACCAAAGUAUUGAACAUGGCUGAGAAAAUCAAAGAAAAAACCAACAAAAGGGAGAUUCUGAGAAACUGAAAGGCCAUGCUGAUGUAUAGUGAUGUAUUCAUAAGCGUAGGUAGGUCAAAUUUUUUGGAGAGCUAAAGGCAGACAUGUAAAGACUCGUGGGGGGCUUAGCCCCCCCCAAAUCCCUCAACAAGUGUAUAUAUCUGCAAAUAUCUUCAUCAUAAAAUACAAAUAACGUGUGACAAUCUAAGGUUUUAUUAUAAUAUUCUUUUUUUUUUUUUUAUGUGUUUUUUUACUUAUAAAAUUAAACGUUUAUUUUCUUUAGAGUAUAUCACUAAAAUAUCAUUAGAAUUGAUACUGUUUGAUAUAUAUCUUUCAAUAUUGAUAAUAGCUAAAGACGAAAAAUAAUCAUGACUCAUGAUGGUGGACGGUGUAUAAGUAUUAAUUCUUCGCAUGGUUGAAAAGGACCUUUCACAAGACGCUGAAGAAAUUGGUAUACUUAAAGCCAACGCCAAGUUCAGUAGUUUGUACAGGUUGGGAAAUGUUUCACUUUAAAUGUAUUUUUAAUAUGAACUUAUUUUUAGAUUUUUAGUUUCUGAACCCUCUUCUUUCCCCAGGCAGUUUUUAUCUACUAUAAUUUUCCCUUAAGGACAUAAUAUCGACAAAUGAAAACAACGCACUAUUGUAUAAUAUUUUAUAACUUAUAAGAAAUGUAAUGAAUAAAAUGGCCUAAAACAUAUACAAUUGAUUUUAUCCAUAUUUAAUUAUCGUACAAAUUAUUGGUUUGAAUAUUUUUUAAAUUUAGAUGGCCCGAAGUUUUUGGAGGGGAGGCUAUUAUUCAAACUGGGAGGGGGGCUAAGCCUUGUUAGUUUUCGUUCAGCUAACUCAUAAUAUAAUAAUUAUAAUAAUCUUUAUUUCUUGCAAAACAACAAUAUACAUAUUAUUAUAUGUAUAUGACACAAUAAAUUAUACUGCAAGCUGCAAACUCCCCUAUAAGCAUAAUGAUUGUGGUGGAGAUGAAUAUUAUUUGGUAUUACUAUGUUAUUAUAAUGUAUUAUAAAUGUAUAACACUAUAUUGUCGAGUAUGAACAUGAUUCUUGUGUUUUUCUCAUGUACCUACAUGGGUAUACAAAUAUUUUUAUUGUAAAUGUGCACAAAUGCAUUUAAAACGUUGUAGGUAUAAUAAUAGCAUAAAUAACGUUUCGGGUUAUCUUUAUACCUGCCAGUAUUUUAUUAUGUUAAAAUAGAGUUAUGAAUACAAUAUGAUAUUAUGACAUCGGUUUAGUGACGGCUGACGGGUAGAAACUAAAAAAAUGGUUUAAACAUUGAUUCACUUUUUUUUUUUAUUAUUUACUCUAUUUUAAUGGGACAAUUUUUCAUAUUGGUCCUAUAGGCGUUUAUUUCUCACGGCGUACAUAUUAUUACUUAUAUGAUUUAUUUGAAAAUAAAAUUGAACACGUUCCAUAAUUAUUUAAAUUUUAAUACACGUAGUAUAGAUUAUAUAGAUUUUUAUACCAUCGUUAACAUAUAAAUAUAUUUUAGAGCUGUAUACACGUUUUUUGUUUCUGACCGAUUUUUCGUGUAUGGUUUUCAUUGUCAUGGCUCAUGGUUACUUGUUAACAAGAAAAUAUUAAAGUUUAAAGAUUCUAGAUUUUUCUUGUGAAGAAAAAAUAUCGAGUUGCGUGCUAUGGUUUACUUUUGUAUGUUUCAGCAUCAUUAUUACAUUUUCAUAACAUCUUAUUCAAAUAUCUUACCUAUAUUAAGAAUUUAUAGUCUUUAAAUUGUGCUCUCCUAACGAAGAAAAAAUAUUAUAGCCCUAUAAGUAGAUAUGUCGAAGUGUACCUAUUACAAUUUAAAAUUAUUAUACUUUAACAAUUUACAAUAAAGCCAAUAUAGAAUAGGACAUAAUAUCAUAUUAUUAGAGGUAGGAUGAGGAAGAAUAAUUACUCUUUAACCUUUAUUAUCA
Molecule: messenger RNA, 3081 nt
Organism: Myzus persicae (green peach aphid)
Lineage: Eukaryota; Metazoa; Arthropoda; Insecta; Hemiptera; Aphididae
Product: coiled-coil domain-containing protein 42 homolog
Exons: 7
Coding region: 222-1187 (321 amino acids)
Source: RefSeq, a predicted model, not a curated record